CAUGCCAAAAUGUCGCAAUUUUGUCAGAAGAAUUCAUGGAUAAUUGAAUUUGAAAAAAAAGUGGAUUUCCAUGAACUGCAGUCCAUAUAUUGAAAAACUUCAAAAGCUUUAACGUAGAAGAUAAAAAAUUCAAAACUAUAAACCGGCUGUUUUCGUAAAUUACUUUCUAGCAUAACGCCAUCAUUUAUCGAGCUAAUUGCCGCUUUUAUGUCAACACAUUACACAUUAACGUCUUCACAUGUAGCUCAGCUUCUAAAUUAAAGUUGCUGAGGCGACACGUCGUUUAUUAAAAUCUGCUGUGAUUGAAAAAUAAACAGGAACCUGUAAGAUCUGCACGUUUAACUUCGAUAUCUUGUUCACUUGGAAAGGAGACGCUAUGACUGAAAGUACAGUUCAGGAUCUCCAGAAUGCCACAAGAUGAGUCACGAUGCCACGUCAAUUGUCGAAUUAACAGUCCUAGCCAUUAUCUGCUUUGUGGCUUUGAUUGCAAAUGGAACUUUAUUCUGGAUUGUGUUGCGGAAAAAAGAACUAAGGACUAUGUCAAAUGUUUUUGUUCUGAAUCUCGCUGCCGCCGAUACGCUGGUGUCACUGGCUAGCAUGCCGGUCACUUUUAUAAAUGUUGCAUCCAACACGUGGAUGUUUAGUAGCAAGGUGUGCGUUCUCUUUGGUUUUGUUACCAUUGCUUCUUUUAUCUCGUCCGUCAGCUCGUUAGGAUUGAUCGCCAUCAAUAGAUAUUUUUACGUCGUUAAAUGGCAGACGUAUGAAAGAACUUUCACCACACCGAGGGGCUCGCUGUGUCUGGGUUUAGUUUGGACAACCUCUCUGGCGCUGGCGUCCCCGCCUCUCCUUGGCUGGGCGGAAUACCGUUUUAUUCCCGGCAAGUCCUUCUGCUUUGUUUAUUGGCAAUCCGAUGUUCACUACAUGUAUUUCAUGAUUACUACGUGUUUUUUUGGUCCACUAUCGGUCAUGGCCCUGUUCUAUUUCAAGAUAUUAUCAUUUACAAGAAACCACAAAAGACGAUUGGCCACAUUCAGAAACAGAAUUAAUGUCACCAAAGAAACUGAUCUGGCGCCACCAAACGGAGGAUCUAUACCUAGAUUACGAAUGUCGGUUGAAGAAACAAAAAUAACUCACACCCUAGUCAUUGUCGUGGCGUGUUUUGUCUUCUGUUGGGCUCCUUUUGCGAUAACCAUGAUUCUUAGUGUAUAUUAUUCACAACCCACCCCCGGGGGGUAGAUUUUGGUUCGUUGUUGCUAGGUUAUGCGAAUAGUAUGUUCAAUCCGAUAUUUUAUGGAGUAAGAAAUGCGGGAUUUA
Orbicella faveolata is the source of this 1314-nucleotide messenger RNA. RefSeq names its product 5-hydroxytryptamine receptor 4-like. The record is from RefSeq and is a predicted model, not a curated record. Gene Ontology annotation, cellular component: membrane. Gene Ontology annotation, molecular function: neuropeptide Y receptor activity. Lineage: Eukaryota; Metazoa; Cnidaria; Anthozoa; Scleractinia; Merulinidae. Gene Ontology annotation, biological process: G protein-coupled receptor signaling pathway.